This is a messenger RNA of Clarias gariepinus (North African catfish), 3382 nucleotides long. Its product is annotated as Krueppel-like factor 15. The transcript has 3 exons. Gene Ontology annotation, biological process: regulation of transcription by RNA polymerase II. NCBI's taxonomy places the organism in Eukaryota, Metazoa, Chordata, Actinopteri, Siluriformes, Clariidae. Gene Ontology annotation, molecular function: DNA-binding transcription factor activity, RNA polymerase II-specific; RNA polymerase II cis-regulatory region sequence-specific DNA binding. The record is from RefSeq and is a predicted model, not a curated record. Bases 204 to 1286 code for a protein of 360 amino acids.
CGAGAAAACGCCAACAUGGAACCGAGGCGAGGACGAGUUCUUCAGCUGCAUUAGUGCGAUAAAACGACCCGCGUCCCAGACGACUUUAUGUUUUAUUACACAUCGGUGAUCUCCAACCGUCUCAGUGUCGAGGAGUAUUAAAGCAAGAGGUCUGCAGUAGUAUACUCCCUCACUCACCUGCCCUUUUUUCACCCAGACUGUAAAUGGUUUCAUUAGGUGAUAAACCAGUGGCCAUUGCAAAUGACUCCCAUAUGCUGCUCACACUGCCCUGCAUGGAGGCAGGAGGCAGCGAGGGGGGCAGUGAAGGAGGCAGCUCAGCCUCCUGCUCCAGUCCUGAGACAGGUGGCACUCCCACAGGUUUGGGUGAAGAAGAAGAAGAAGAUGAAGAUGGAAUCUUGAACUUUGACUUCACAUUGGAGGAUGUUUCCCGACUUCCUGAUUUUACCUUGCACGUUUCAAGCAGCUUCUCUCCGACGCUUGAUGACAUCGAGGAGUUCUUAAUGGAAAAGAUGGAUCAGGUGGAAAAGGGCCUCGUCAUUCCAGACACAAAAACAGAGCAGGUUGUUGAUGAAGACGCGCUGUCUCCUGCAAGUCAGCAGAACAGUACAGAAGUCAAAUCUUGCGCGCAAGCACCGGCUAGUCAGGAUGCUAGUGCUGCAGCUGCUCCAGUGAUAGUUGGAGCUCCAGUGGUGCUUCAGAUUCAGCCUGUGCAGAUCAGCCACACGCUUCCUCAAAUAAACACCCCUGCCAGCGGACUUCGGGUCGCCCACCUGGUGCUGGGUGUCCAGGGUGGCCAGAAUGUUGCCUUGCUGUGCCCUCCAGUGCCCUCUGCGACUGUGCUGCCUGUUGUCGGUGAGACCGGAUGCCAAGACCAAAAGUAUGUAAAGAUCGCCCCCCUGCCCAUCGCAUUGAGGGCGGUCGGCAUAGCAGGGACCAGCUUGGUCAAAGCCAUACCUCCACGCCCGCCCCGGUCCUCCACUGAAAACUUGCGUGUGCACAAGUGUUCACAUCCAGGGUGUGAGAAGAUGUACACCAAGAGCAGCCACCUGAAGGCUCACUUCCGCAGACACACAGGCGAAAAGCCAUACAUGUGCAGUUGGCCAGACUGCGGCUGGAGAUUCUCCCGGUCGGAUGAAUUAUCCCGUCACCGCCGCUCGCACUCGGGAGUCAAGCCUUACAAAUGCACGAUGUGCGACAAGAAGUUCGCCAGAAGCGACCACCUGUCCAAACACACCAAGGUGCACAGGAGCCCACGCGCAAGCAGACUGGCCAGACCAAGCACAUGAAGCAGCACGAUCCUUCCACAAAACCUGGAAAAGCUAGAUUUUCCAUUGUAUUUUUUUUCCUUCCUUCCUGCUUGGUUUUCUCCAGAUCUCUGCUUUUCUCGGUGCUAGCGUUGGCUAACUUGAACCUCAGGGAUGUGAUUGUUCAGCCCCGAAGCAGAUUUGCGCCGCACACAUCUCACUUUCCCUUGUACGAUCUUGGUAUUUCCAAGCAAAAAUCCGAAGUGAGGAUAAGCAAGGUGCUAAACGUGUGAAUAUUCCCUAGUAAUCUGAAUCGGAAAGACUUCCUACGAGCUCCGAACCCCAAACUUGAGCAUGUCUCCAGGAUGCCUUACAUUUACAGGGGUGUCUUUCCUAAGCAUCAUGUAUACUUGCUUGUAAAGGUGGAAAAAUGUCUCCUAUAUUCUAUGUACGCUAAAACCGAGAACCGAUAAUAAUCCAGAUGUUUUUUUUUCUUAAACAUGCACUGCCGUGCCAGCUUGAAUCAGAUAAUCAGUUCUUCGUUAUACACAUAUAACGAUAUAAUAUAUCGUUAUACUAUCAUAAAACAGUAUCUAAUGUUUAGCACUUAAGGUGAGGUUUAAAAAUAUCCUGCCUCUGAAAAUCAAUGCAAGAUCCAGUGUGAUUGGUGUUUUGUAACUUGAUGUACCUUACUUUCUUCCUUUUUUUUGUUACUAAUGCCCGAUGUUACUGACUUUCCUUUCUCUCUAUCUUUUUUUUUUUUUUUUUUUGCUACUCGUCCUCUUUACGGCCCAAUCACAUACCUGAUUGAACCAAAUCAUGUUGAAGUGCAUCUGUUUUGUGCCUCGUAUCUCUUUCAAUUUGUUGAGAGAGGCUAAUGCCAAACCAGAGAUCCCGGGUGGGACUUUUGGCGUAUGACAUUCACUACAUUUAAGGAAUUAAACCGCUGACGUACUGUAAAAGCACACAUAAGCUAAGAGGGAAGAGGGAUGCAUCGAUACGAGAAUAUCGUUACCAGUUGAAUAUUGGGCUUAUUUAUUCAUACUGGGGCAAAAACAAUUACCAAGUGAGGUAAGACUAAUGGUUGUUGUCGUGUGAAUGGGCAGAUGACAGAGAUGGCUAUGUAUUUUUUACGAUAAUGCAAUGCAUUAUUCUCCUUCAGUACGAGUAACCUUACAGACAACACUAGCUAGGCGAUAAUGAAACAUGCUAGGAGAGUGAAAAUAACAGCUCUUACUCAGUAUGAUGUUCUUGACAAGCAGCCAAUGAGCGAUCUGACACGAUGAAAACAAAAAUCUACUUUAAAUACAGUUGUACUUAGGCAUUGUUUAUCUUUACCCCAAAAUCUGCCCUUCUCCAGCUAACUAUUGUAACUAGCUAAUGCACUUAAUUUAAAUCACUUAGCUAACAUUAUAAAGAACAAACCUAGUUGCCUAAACACAAUGCGCUUUUCAUGGUCGCUGUUUAAACCAGAGAAGCAUCGUACAGUAUAGAGCUGUACUUCUGUACUUGUAGUAUCAGUAUAUGUAUCUGUGAUGUUUAUAUAUUUUAAAAGAAAAAAAGGUGCAUCGAUGCAUCCCUGCCAGACAAUAAAUAAAAACUUGAGCAACGUUGAUAAGCUAUGUCUAAGAGCGGAGCUGUAUUGUAUUUCGAUUCAUCGGGAGCAGAUGAUUGUUUCAUAUUUUAUCAAUUUUAAUUAAGCUAUAGUGUUAUGAAUGUUAAUCAUAAAUCAGUGAAUCUUUUUUCUUUCCAUCUUAUAGGUUCUAUUCUCUAUCAAAGAGAGCUGAUCAGUAGCUUAUAAAGCUUCCUCACUUUUGCCUUUGCAUUUUUUUUUAACAUCUGGAUUUAUGGUUAUAUCAAACUUUUCUUUGUUCUUUAGAAGAGUCAUGAGCACAAAGGUGCCUCACUUGGUGGUGCUCAAAUGAUGAGGGUGCUUCAUGUUGUUACUUUUUCUGUUUCAAUGCUGUAUUUAAUACGCCCUUGCCAACUUGCCCAGGGUAUUUCACCUUAAGGCAGUGUAAUUGUCAGCUGUUAGUCCAGAAGUCGCUGUGUUAUGACAAAACAAUUGAUUAGAUAAAAUGCCAAACAAAUCUGAUUUAAAACCCAGAAGUGUAAAUAACAUCCAUGAUGUUAUAGAU